Molecule: messenger RNA, 768 nt
Organism: Closterium sp. Yama58-4
Lineage: Eukaryota; Viridiplantae; Streptophyta; Zygnematophyceae; Desmidiales; Closteriaceae
Source: the annotation of a GenBank genome assembly
AUGUCGCGGCAACACGUAAGAGUGUACCACGAGGCGCAGAGGCCGCACCCCGCGCACGGCUCGUCCGCCGCCGUGCCCGUCACGGGCGGCGAGCGCGCCGCUGCUGCGGCGGCGCGCGCAGGCGGAGCGGAGGCCGCCGCAAGGCCCGCGGCGGGCAAUCUGGAGAGCUUCCUCGCGCACGUCACCCCGCACGUCAAACUGCGCUUCCUCCCCCAGGACUGGUGCGACGAGCACAGCAACGGCGCGCGCGCCAAGCAGCCCCCCGGCGCGCCUCCCGCGGCGUUCUUCGCGCUGAGCGACCUGUGGGACGCGCUGGAGGACCUCCCCGCGGGCCCCCCCGCGGGCCUCCCCACGCCCGCGCCCCCCCCCGCCCCGCGCCUGCACGCGCGCAGCCCGCUGGAACAGCCCAGCCUGGCGUCGUCCCCCCAUUCCCCCCACUCCCCGCACUCCUCGCACUCCCCGCACUCCCCCCCGCACUCCCUGCGCUCCCCCCACUCCCCCCACUCCCCCCACUCCCCCCACUCCCCCCACUCCCCGCCGUCCCCCUGGGAGGCGUAUGUGGAGGGGGGUGGCAACGGGCGGUGCGAUGAGGGCGAGGAGGGCGAGGAGGAGGCGUGGUGCAAGGAGGGCGAGCAAGGCACGGAGGGUGUGGAGGAGGGCAUGGAGGCGUGGUGCAGGGAUUGCAGUGGCGGGCGGCCGCUGCUGGAGUUCUUUGAGCGCGCACCACCACACUGCCGCCCGCCACUCUACACCAAGGUACCUGCCUAA